UCAAGUCAGUCACGUGACUUUCAUUCUACAGAGACAACACUCUCUUUGAUCUGUGCUACAGGAAAGACCACCGCAACAAAAAUGAAGUUUUCGAGCCUUUUUGGGCGCCUAAAAUCGAACGUCAUUGGGAUGAUUCACAUCAAAGCAUUACCAGGUUCUCCUCUGGGGUGUUUGAGAAUUUCCCAGAUCACUGAAGAGGCGUGCCGUGAGGCUGCAGUGUAUCUCGAUGCAGGAGUUGAUGGUUUGAUUGUUGAAAACAUGCACGACGUUCCUUAUUCGUUCUCCGUGGGCCCAGAGGUGUCCACCUGCAUGACCGUGGUCUGCUCUGCUGUUAGAAGCAUCUGCCCCAGGAUGCCACUAGGAGUGCAGAUACUGUCCUCCGCUAACCAGCAAGCGAUGGCUGUCGCCCUGGCUUCAGGUCUGGACUUCAUCAGAGCAGAAGGUUUUGUUUUUUCUCAUGUGGCCGAUGAGGGCCUCCUGAAUGCUUGUGCUGGUGACUUACUGAGGUACCGCAAGCAGAUUGGAGCUGAAAAUGUUCAGGUCUUCACUGACAUCAAAAAGAAGCACAGUUCCCAUGCCCUGACAUCAGACGUGACCAUCAAGGAAACAGCCCGCGCUGCUGAGUUCUUCCUCUCAGACGGACUCAUCCUCACCGGGUCAGCGACCGGGCAGCAGCCCGAUCCUCAGGAGCUCACAGAAGUGUCUCAUUCGGUGGGAAUCCCAGUGCUGAUCGGGUCCGGAGUGACGUAUGACAACGUUGAGAGUUACCUGGAUGCAAGUGGAAUGAUCAUUGGUUCCCACUUUAAGCAAGGGGGCCACUGGGCCAACGCCUUGGACCCAGAGAGGGUGGGGAAGUUCAUGGGAAAGAUACGAGACCUUCGUCCAUGAAGAGGAUGUGUUCCUGUCACCAUCAUCAUCUGUGUCAGCACAAUUGACUACAGCAGCCAAAAUAGAAAAACAUCCACAUUUUAUUCAUGUUUUUGUGCUUUUUACAAAUACAUGUAUAGAAAAUCACAUGAAAAACACACGUUUACAUUUAAGAACACUGCAUAUCUUUAUUUAGCAUGAAGACAAGCUGGAAACGAGCCACUGCUCAAAGGCCCUGAGUUCAGAUUUAAUCCAGCUUCAAUGUUUGCAACAUCAUCAUCAACUGUAACCACCAAAGCAACCCAAGAAUAAACGUUCAACAACUCGCCCACA
Molecule: messenger RNA, 1200 nt
Organism: Nothobranchius furzeri (turquoise killifish)
Lineage: Eukaryota; Metazoa; Chordata; Actinopteri; Cyprinodontiformes; Nothobranchiidae
Source: RefSeq, a predicted model, not a curated record